CUCCCUGGCUCUGCAAGUCUCCAGCCUGAACCAUACUAUUCAGGAAUUACAACAGGAGGUCCAAAAAUUUAAAGAGACAACACGCCCAGCCCCGGAACCUGUAUAUUAUGAGCCAUUUGUUCUUAUGCCAGAAAUAUUCGAUGGGAACCGUGCAUCCUUCCUGUGCUUUCAAACCGAUUGUGAGCUGUUGUUCACCCUCAGACCUAGGACCUAUGCCACGGAUUAUAUUAAGGUUCGAGCCUCCAUCAAUUUGCUAACAGGGCAGAUCAAAUCGUGGGCUCAUCUGCUGUUGCAGGAAAAGAGUCCAGUCUUGGACAGCUGGGAGACGUUCAUGUCUGCGCUGGACUCAUAUAUUUCUGUUUCCAAGAAGACCAGCGCUCCCAGGUCUGCUCUUAGUUCACGGGGCCUACGGGUACCCAGGGUUAGGAAGCCCCAGUGCGGUUAUGACACCCAGCCAGCCCAGUGUGUGCCAGAUUAUGAAACCCUGUAUGUGCCCAGCCAGGAAGCUUCCCCAUCACAAGGUCUUGAUAUCUCUGUGGAUGCUCACACGCCUACCUUGGAGGAGGAAGAACCUAUGCAGAUCAGGUUGGUUUCCAGUACCCAUGCCAGGGUUCUCACUUACCUGAACCAGAUCGUGUUUGGAUGCUUGGAGGAUCGUAUUGGAGUAAUCGUGGCCGAUGAACAUCUGGUCUUCCUGCCCUUUCCUGGGUUGACGAAAUCUGACUACCUAGGAGAAUUGGACUUUUUGACUGUAGACGAGGGUGAAAUGGAGAUAUCUCAAUGGCUGCGCAGCUCCAAAUCACAGGGACUUCUGGACACAAUAGUCACAUACAUUCUCUCGUUGCCCUGCCUGUGCUGGUCAUUACUGGUUUGCUCUUACUACCUGCACUUUUCUCACACAUUGGACUCUACUGUACAGAAAACUUCCUAUUAUGGCCUUUGGCUCAAAGUAGUAAGAAUGACUGCUCUGAAUUAUUCACCACUGUCUGUAAGACAUUCCAAUGUGGCCAAAUGA
Molecule: messenger RNA, 1015 nt
Organism: Rana temporaria (common frog)
Lineage: Eukaryota; Metazoa; Chordata; Amphibia; Anura; Ranidae
Exons: 5
Coding region: 125-1015 (296 amino acids)
Source: RefSeq, a predicted model, not a curated record